UCAAGGACGUGUUUGCUACAGGACUUGAAACAUUGGACACUGAAGUGUUGAUGUAUCGGUGGCGCAAGCUGUGGAUUGUGUGAUGUUUUACAGUGGCCGUCACCUGAUCUUUUUUGACGGAAAAAAUAGGUAUUAUUAUGGUUCAGUGGUUAUUUGUCUCAGGGAAUUCAAUAUAGACAUUGAUUUGAGUCAUUCACACGAUUUGAAGAAGGAACUCGAAGUUCGACUGACGAAUGAUGAUGACCUUUGCUUUCUCUAUUAUUCGCGAAUAAACGUAGAUGAAUUUUCAAAGUUAGGACCAACUAAAUCAAAUUCUAAUGUGGUUUUCAGAAUUAAGCAGCAGCAAGGCUUGCUAGUGAACUUCAGCGAUUUUGAGCAGAAGGUGGUUGAACUACUUAACGUUUGCUCUCAGGACGAAUCUACGGAAAAUCCCAAGUUAGUUCGAUGGGUUUCCCUCUAACCCCUAGGUAUGGUGUUCGAUUCUCAAAAAACAGUGAGGAAACAAAUUCUGGCGUUCUGCAGAUCGUUGAAGCCACUAACUUUAAAUAUCUUCAUCACUUAAGCCUAAACCUUCGCGCAGCUGAUGAUGAAAAACUCAAGGUGUAUCUUGUUGGCUGUAUAAAAAAACACAAGAGCGAAAGUAUUGCCCAAAUUCAUCAACUCAACCAAUCACUGACAGAGCUUACUUCUUCCCUUAGGUCUGCAGAAGAGGCCAAGAGGUCCAUAUUAGAUGAUUUUGAAAAGUAUAAGGAAUGUUGCUCAAAUAAGGAAGCUAAUAUACUGGCUAAGCAUGAUUUGGCUAUUAAAGAAAUGGAGUCUAAUCACGCAGAAGUGAGAUCAAAACUGGAAGUGCUGCUAUCGAAGGAAAAAGAUAUGGCACGUCAGAUGCAAGAAGAGUUGCGAAGGGACUUCGAGAGUCGUUUGGAUUUGGCUUUGAGUAAUAAUAAGAAUCUACGUGAUCAUCAAUCUGUUCUCCAGACAAGUUUGGAGGAAUUACAAGAAAAGCUAAAAUUAUUAGAAACAGAAAAUGCUUCCCUUAAUAAGGAGCUCAAAGAUUUACGUUCUCAGUUAGAUGCGGCCAAGCGAACUUAUGAUGUACAGGCUGAAAUGGUUAAUCAGCUGCAGUCUAACAUUUCUGUAUUAGAACAAGAUGUAGCUUCCAAAGACAAACAAUUGGUGGAAUUAAAGAAUUCGCUUACUAAAGAAGAAGAACAAAAGUCACAUGCUCUUGAGCAGUCGGAGCAGCAAUCUCGUAAUAUCCAGAGUUUGGAAAAGAUGCUAUCGUCAAAUACAGAAGAAAUCAACAAAUCCAAUGAAAUCAUCAAACGUUUACAAAACGAGGUUAAGAGUUUCCAAACAAAAGCUAAACUACGAGGUCAAGUAGCAGCUGAACAGGAACGUUUGCUUGUCUCUAAAGACUCUGAAAUUCAGAAAUUAAACGUUGAGUUAGAAGGUGUAAAAUCAGAACUUUCAGAUGUCACAAAACGCAAUGCUCACAUCGUUGAAGAGCACAGACAGGUUGUCCAAAAUUUGACAGAAGCUCAAAAAACAAUCAAAUCGAAUGAAGCAAUUAUUGCCUGGUUAAACCGUCAAAUUGCUGAAAACGAUUUGGGUUAUGUACAAAGUCGUCUAAAGUCGUCAAUAUUUCCAGUUAUAAGCGAACCUAAUACAUCAAAUGUAUCUUCAACUGUCACUUCAGCAAAUGCAAUGGUUGCUUCUUCAGGAAACGAGGGGUACUUAGCAUGUAAAGGUACACAUAUAUCAAAUAUACCACAAAUAAAGCCUCAACUCUCCGUUAUGACACAAUCAGUCACACAUACAUCUCCCAUUAUGGUAUCAUCGCUGAACACAAAUAUCGUAACGUCAGCUGAAAAGAAAUAUUCCGAAGUAACCGCUAAUUCGUGUGUCAAAAACCUUUCGUGUAGAAUGAAUGAUAUGAAUUACCUGACCUGUGGUUUGAAUCCUCCGUCAACAGCUAAAAGUCAUACAAAUCCUAGGACAGCCGGUGAUUUCUCAGACCCGACUUCUACCUCCGUUAGACCUUCUGAACUGGCAAACUGUAUUAAUAAAUCUCAAAAUGUCGAAAAAGAGGCAUCGAGCAAAUAUUCCUGUACAGAUUAUGGAGAUAUUCAUCAACAGUCGCUUGCGUCUGCCUAUUUCCCUCAAACAUUUUCAUGAGUCAAUACUCAUUCUAAAAUGAAACAUAAGAUAUUUGAACUAUCAGACAUUUCUAUAGAGUGAAUUAUUUAAAUUUUUAGAAAUGUAAUUGUAUACUGAUUAAAUGCAGUUGCAUAUAAUUGUAUUUAAAAUAUUAAUCAUUGCAUUUGUUCUUUUGGUACUAUUCAACCUACGUUUUUGUUGAUGUCUUCUAUUUUUGGUAAAGUUAAAAUUAAUCUUCCUGUAAGCCAGUUAAUAAACAUAAACAAUUUAAAAUGGAUUCUGCUAUUCUUACUUAAGGUAUGUUUUCUCUUGUCUGUAAACAUAAAAACACGAAACAGGCCAAAAUGGUCGGAUUCUGAAAGAUCAGAAACAGUUAGACGAGACAAUGCACAACACGUUUGCUUCGUGACUUAUCAUCAUAUGCAGAAC
Molecule: messenger RNA, 2589 nt
Organism: Trichobilharzia regenti
Lineage: Eukaryota; Metazoa; Platyhelminthes; Trematoda; Strigeidida; Schistosomatidae
Source: the annotation of a GenBank genome assembly